AUGGCCAUGACUACAGCCGCCCUCUACAAGGAGAAGAACAUCAAGUCUUCUAGAAAAAUACCUUCAAUUCCUCAAGAAAUAAUCUUUGAUGUAUUCUCAUGGCUUCCCGUUAAGUCCUUGAUGCGUUUUAAAUGCAUCUCUAAGUUUUUUAGCUCCCUUAUAUCGAAAUCAGAAUUCAUGGAUAUUCAUCUAUGCCACUCUAGGACUCGAACCAAAUUGCUUGCGCACGAAAGGGGCGUUUUUGAGGGAAGGGACUUUUUUUACACUAUAGAGCAAAAUCAAGAUGGAAAAGCUUCCCUUCUUCACAUUGAGGAUUUUCUCUGCCGUGUUAUUUGGUACAUGAGUGAAUAUUUGGAGUGUGCUAACGGUGUUUUCUGCUUCUGGAAAGAUGCACGACAGCCUGUUUACAUUUGCAAUCCCAGUACAAGAGAAAUAAAACCUCUUCCCUAUAUAGAUAAUCCUUUUGAAUCUUUCUAUUCAUUAGGUUUCGAACCAAUAGAAAAGAUUUAUAAAGUUCUUUUUACGAGAAUAGUUCGCUCACAAAUAUCGUCAAGAAAUUGGGUUUUCACUUUAGAUGGAAAUAAAUCAUGGAAGGAAAUUGAAAGUGUUCCUGAGUUUUAUCGAGCGGAGAGAGUUUGCAUUAAUGGAGUUAUUUAUAUGUUGAAUGGUAAAGAGCACAAGCAGAAUAUGGUUGCAUUUGAUCUAAAAGCUGAAAGUUUCAGAAUUAUUUCCCUGUGGAAAGCUUUACAUCGCUACAAACAUUUUUAUGACUUAAUAGAUGUGAAAGGAAAAUUAGCCGUCUUUGAAAAUACGAUUAUUAAUGGAGAAGUAAAUAUGUGGAUUUUAGAAAAGGGUCAACAUGAAAGAUGGGAGAGACAUAUUAUUAUUGACUUUCCCGUUGUUCCUGAGGAGGUAAAGUACCCUAUAAAGUUUUUUUGGUCUCAAACAUAUGAUGAGGGGAUUAUAUUCAUUGCUAAAGUGAAAGGCGAAAAAUUCUCGUAUUUCUUUUAUGAUGUCACAAGAAAAAGUUGGAAAGGAUGUGAAAUCCAGGGACUUUAUCAAAGGGGGCGUAUGUUUGGAGCAAUUUAUAGUUGGGUAGAAAGCCUCUUCCCAUUGAAAAAAGUAAGCAAUGCUCAUCGACGAGUUUAA
Molecule: messenger RNA, 1149 nt
Organism: Lycium barbarum (goji berry)
Lineage: Eukaryota; Viridiplantae; Streptophyta; Magnoliopsida; Solanales; Solanaceae
Product: putative F-box protein At1g32420
Exons: 1
Coding region: 1-1149 (382 amino acids)
Molecular function (GO): protein binding
Source: RefSeq, a predicted model, not a curated record